GGACGGAAGUUCCCGAGGCUUCCGGUAGUUUGCUUGGAGGGAGUUAUGGCUAAACAUCAUCCGGAUUUGAUAUUCUGCCGCAAACAAGCUGGUGUUGCCAUCGGGAGACUGUGUGAAAAAUGUGACGGCAAAUGUGUGAUCUGUGACUCCUAUGUGCGCCCCUGCACUCUGGUGCGAAUAUGUGAUGAAUGUAACUAUGGUUCUUACCAGGGGCGCUGUGUGAUCUGUGGAGGCCCAGGAGUCUCUGAUGCCUAUUAUUGUAAAGAAUGCACCAUCCAGGAGAAGGAUAGAGAUGGUUGCCCAAAGAUUGUCAAUUUGGGGAGCUCUAAGACAGAUCUCUUCUAUGAACGCAAAAAAUAUGGCUUUAAAAAGAGGUGAUCAGUGGGUGGCCCCUGCCUCCCCCAUCAAGCUGCUGCAGCUGCCAAGAAAGACGCCUACUAUCACCAGCAGAAAGGGAGCAGAGCCCAGCAUGUCACCAAAACCACCUGCUAGUGUGUUGGCCCCUUGCCACCCUUUCCUCCCCUCACCCAGACAAGGGUGGGGAUGGAAAAGGAUUCUUCAUAGUGCACUGACAGACAGUCCAAGAAAAACUAAUUGGUUAUUUAAUGGUUUUUCUUGAAUUUGAGAAGCAAGACUCUGUUCUCUAAAUUGAUUUGUCUUCUCUACACCAAGAGCUGAACAGGAAUAUCCUUGCAGUCAGCUGUCAAAGGAGCUGACUAUGAAUCUGCCCCCCAGUAAAAAGCUUGUUCUUGCAGCAGCUCUGAUGGCAGUUGUCCUGAUGACCCUUCAGUGUGUGGCAGUGAGCUAUCAGAACAAUAAAUGUGAUGUGAGCAUUUAAUCUUGUAACGCUUACCAGGUGGUGCUGGUUUCAUGUUAGUUUUCUUCUGAGAAAUUGGAAACCCUUUCUGUCGAUGUUGUUAAUAAAGUCAGUGUUUAUUUUCUGGUA
Messenger RNA from Marmota flaviventris (yellow-bellied marmot), 946 nucleotides. RefSeq names its product PHD finger protein 5A (gene Phf5a). NCBI's taxonomy places the organism in Eukaryota, Metazoa, Chordata, Mammalia, Rodentia, Sciuridae. The record is from RefSeq and is a predicted model, not a curated record. Gene Ontology annotation, biological process: mRNA splicing, via spliceosome.